AUGGGCAGAGCGCUGCCUGGAAGACGAGUAUUCAGGCCUUCUGCCCCCGGCCCUGAGGCAAGCCUAGAGCCCACCCUGGCAGGUGAGGACCCUAGCAGGUCCCAGAGCACCCAGCGCUCCACCCUUCCCACUUCCACCCCACCCACACCCAUCCCACCUUGCUCUUGUAACACAGCCUGGAAGACUGGGCGCUGUGUCUCAGGCAGAACCUCUCCUCCAGAGCUAAAGGAACAGAAGGCAGCCAGGCAACAGGAGCUGCAGGCACCCCUGAGGCCUUCCGGUGUCUCCCCCAGCCACAG
Messenger RNA from Rangifer tarandus platyrhynchus (Svalbard reindeer), 299 nucleotides. The record is from the annotation of a GenBank genome assembly. NCBI's taxonomy places the organism in Eukaryota, Metazoa, Chordata, Mammalia, Artiodactyla, Cervidae.